Messenger RNA from Exaiptasia diaphana, 4906 nucleotides. RefSeq lists its product as uncharacterized. Gene Ontology annotation, molecular function: DNA-binding transcription factor activity, RNA polymerase II-specific; sequence-specific DNA binding. The record is from RefSeq and is a predicted model, not a curated record. Gene Ontology annotation, cellular component: nucleus. Gene Ontology annotation, biological process: cell differentiation; regulation of transcription by RNA polymerase II. NCBI's taxonomy places the organism in Eukaryota, Metazoa, Cnidaria, Anthozoa, Actiniaria, Aiptasiidae.
UUUUAAUAUUGAAAAACGCUUUAUUUGUGUUGAGUACUAAUUGUCUUGUUUUUGUGUGUUUUCAUUGUCUAAGUUUCUCAGUAAGAGUAGAAAGACGCAAAAUGUAGAUAUCCAUUCGAUAACUGGUUGUCACGGUGCCAUGUAUAUUUACCAGUCACAUAACCCUGAGUAUAUCAGGCCUACUAAGAGGGAUGGGGUUAUAUAAACGUACUAUACGCCUAAGCAAAGGAACAGUUAUAAAGCUUGUUUUGAUCCUGUUGCAAUAGAAUAAUCCUUCUACAAAAAAGCUGACCAAAACAAUAUCAUAUAUCGGCUAAUAAACUCUAAUAAACUUAUGACCUUCCGUACACAUGGUACRUGGCUUAGACCGGCACAUGCACACUAACCAUAGGUUCUGCAACGWAUUUUUUGAACCAGUAGAUAACGCGUACGUAUAAAGGGAUACUCUGCAUGAUGUCGCAUAAACAAAAGARGUGUAGRUUUUACUAAAUAUAUAAACCUCCUCGACAGUCGUUCACAACCCUCCUCGACAGGCGUUUGUCAAAGGAAAGAAACUGGAAGCUAAUUGUCAAGCUUUAGCGGAAGGGUAAAAACAAACUCGCUAAAGUCCUUUAUGGACAGCAUAGAGGCAAGACAACUAGGACGAUAUGUCGACAUGUCAUAUUCAAUUAURUUUAGAAACCUUCAGAGAGAAGAAUCAGAGACGAGAAUGCACGACGGAAAAUGAUUGGUUAGGCUGCCUGUGUCAAUGUCAGAUUGAUGUGUGCUGACUGAAAAAACUGUCAAACAAUCAACGAAACAAAAAACAGUCAUAUAGUGAACGCACUCCAUGAAUCGGUGAUUUUCAACUUAUAMCUGACUCASCUGUUUACCAGAAUGAUGAUGACGACACAAAUUCUCCCUAUCCCACAAGUCUAUGCGAGAUAUCCUAUUUGCAAAACGAUCAUUCUGAUCAGUGUGAAUUGGAUUUGAAGGCUACAACAAUGGAGCUGUACGAUGAGAUACAAGAGUUUAUCGAUGAAAACUUUACCAACAUGGCUACCGAUGCUCUUCCAGAAAGUACUUUAACAGUUCUUUCUUCCUCUAACCAAGGCGCUGUACGAGAUUCUCAGCCUUCAGACACACAAACAAUCACUCCAGAAGAGAUUAUCAGUGAAGAUAACAWCGAAAAUYUCUUUCUUCUGCUGCAAGCAMUCGUCAAUUCUUACCMKUUAUCACUGAGAGAAKRUUCUAUCAUAGAUUCUUCGCAGCAAAAUGCGGGAUUUGAUGACGGCUUUACAACACAAAACAUCUUUUCAGAACAGAAUCAAGUCUUAUUGGAACAGAAUUCUGCUAAAGGACAAAGCAAUCAUGAACUUCUUGAGAUUCCAUACUCAAACCUUGAAGAUGAGGAACCAGCAGAGAAUAUCUCUGACCGCGCUAGAGACAACGCGAUUGUUGAUAUGGUUGUAGAAGCUGAGUUAGAAAGUCUUCAACUUCUCUCUCAAUAUGACAUUGAUAAUACUUUCGCAUGCCUUCAGAUAACAACCARUGAGGAUCUUCCGACGAUAGAGUCAGCUAUGAGCGAUGUAGCCAAUGUAUUUGAUGUUCAGUCACUUGAACRARAAGCUGAAGACGAAGACAUGGAUUUCUCUCUACCAAAGCUGAGAUCCUGGUCCAGUCGUUCGAGCAUUUCGUCUGGUUAUUCCUCAGAUACACCGCAUAAUCAAGAUGUUCUUGACUUUUCCUCUUACGAGGCAAUCGUCCCUACAGAUACCGAUGAGUUGGAUCCAGGCUCCCCAGAAUGGCAUCACAUCGCGCUGCCAGAAUGGACCAAKCAGCAAGUGCAAGAGUUUUUGGACUGGAUCUGGAAACUUUACAGCCUUCCCUCGGURCCUGAUAAGGACGCGUUUGAUGUUGAUGGCGCCGAGUUAUGUUCCCUGUCACUUGAAGAUUUGAUGCAAAAAUCCAAGCAUGGAAGCUUCUUAUAUAAAGUUAUUAGAUGGCUCUGUGAGCCAGUUUCUGUUGUCUUCUGUGAAGAUAUAGUCAAAGAACCAAGUCUUGCUAUGCAAGCUAUGUUGUCAAUGCGUCAGGAUUCAUUCACAUUGGACGGAUCCAUUCGCCCUGAGUAUGUUAGUACCGAUGAUGCUAGACCUAAACGAACAGAAAACCCUUCCGAUGUGAAUGAGAAAGACAAUCUKAAAGACUGUACAUGUCCCAAUAAUCCCGAAAGGGAGGCAAGAAGUUCUGCAUCAUCUACGGUCCUCACUCCACCCCCCAACGGCAUCACGUCGCCCUGUGUACCAGUCUCUCCACGACACUAUGGUUCWCGGUUGUGGCCCCCUGAUGCGUAUGCGGCUGCUAAUGGCCUCGCUGCGCUGAGUGUYAUACGACCGCUGUAUCCAAUGCGCGAUGGACUACCWCCAGUGCCUCCYCUCAUUYCUUCUCCAACAAGUCCAAAGAUGAUGAAAUUUACGCACUUUAAGCAAACGCUCAGCCCGGAAAAGGCAUCGGUUAAUAAUGGAGAUAUGGUGUCGCCUACCAGAAGAGAAGUGUCGCCAUUAGAAACAACGCGAAUCGAGGCGUUUUCCAAGUCACCGAUGUUUGACAAACCGUUUCUGUCAAGAAAAAGGGAACACUCGCCAGAGAAAAAUCAUUUCAACUUCGACAACUCUCUGAUCGCCAGCAAGAAACAGUUCAUUGCAAACAGCCAGACUCUGACGUCAGCUGGUCAAUUAGACGAAAUCCACCGUCGCACUUCACCAGGUCAGUUAGCAGAUAUCCAUCGUCGCACUUCAUCGGGUGAAUUAGCAGAUAUUCACCGUCGUACUUCACCAGGUCAGUUAGCAGAUAUAACCAUGUUGUCAAGAAAGAAUCCAGUAAAGUGCCAGUAGAUGUGAGGUCGCCUAGCAACAAGCCGUCGGUUGGUAACCACGUAGAGUCCUUGCAAUCACCGAGGUCGAGUGACGAAGACAGUGCUCUUUCUCCAGUCUCCCCCAACUCGCCAUUUCAGCGUGAACAGGUGAAGCCCGCUGACCGAACACGAAGAAUAAGCUCGAGUUCAACCGACUCAGGGACGGAGGAACCACGAGAAGAUUGCUCAAGCCCUUCCAAGUUAUCUAACGGUGUACGAAAACCUGGGGGACGUAGAAAACAAACCCGUUCACUUCACCUGUGGGAAUUCCUAAAGGAACUGUUGGAAAACGAGGAAACAUGCCCACGUUAUAUCACGUGGAUCUCACGUGAAGAGGGCGUCUUCCGAUUGGUCAAUUCAGGCGCGGUGGCAAAACUUUGGGGUCAGCGGAAAAACCGUCGGAACAUGAACUACGAGAAGAUGAGCCGGGCACUAAGGUACUACUACGAGAGGCACAUUUUAGARAGGGUCCCUGGACAGAGGCUCAUUUACAAAUUUGCACCCGACACUAUGAAGGACUGCAAUUUUAGUUUCAUGAAAAAGUCAACGUGAUCCACGUUUUAAACUUUMCUAGUAACCAGAARCGAUAGGUAACUAUAGUGACAGCUUAGCUUAAAUUGUGUAUCCUAGGUGACAUACUGCUUGGCAACCGAGGAUUUGUUAAACAAAUCUAAAUUGCCAAUGGUAACUUCAGUGUUUCCAUGAUAACCAUAUUGUAUCCAUAACAACUUCAUUAAGCAACUGUGGUUAGCUUGGAAACGCUCUUGUAACCAAGGUGAUUUCUUAAGUUGCUAUGGCAACGUGUUUUUAACAGACGGGUAACCAAGGAAAAGUUGCGAAUCGAAUGCUUUCAGCAUGUUUAGACUAGCUUCUAGUAGUAGGCUUAGUCGAACCCUGUAUCUCUUACUUCCAUGAAGUAUCACAAAUUUUCUAUUCUAUAUUUUUGUACAUACACUAUAUAUGCAUACCUAUAUACCAACUUUUUUGCAAGGUGUACCAGUCUUGUCACUCUAUGAAGUAACGCAAGACUUGCCAUGUCACACGAUCUUGGAAUAAGAUUUGCUUAGCGUUUUAUAUCAUAAGUACAACACGACUCGUGACAAUCUAUCAUUGCGUGACGAUCUAUCAUUGCGUGACGAUCUAUCAUUGGGUGACGAUCUAUCAUUGCGUGACUUUCAUUUUGUGACGAAACUGGUAAAAAAACCCGACAAAUUCAAUUAUCCGUAUUGAUUUUCUGUAUCCUGAGUUUUAGUACUUAUAUGUAUGCAAGUCUAUAACUUAUGGAUCGAGAAAAUGAAAGUAAUUCAUCUCUAUUUUUACAUGUAAAAAGAAAAAAAACUUUUUUUGUAUGCGAAAUAGCGUUACGUGGCACAUUGCGUGACACGAGUAAAACAUAUAAGUAUUACCACCAUUAGAGUUAGACACAGUGCGCGCUAAUACCGUUGCACUUUUUUGCGUUUCUUUUGAUUAUCAAACCCAACUUGUCAAGUUUUAUUUCGCGGGUUUUAUUGUACUAGUUCUAAUCACAACACUUUUACGUACGAUUCAUUUAACGUUACGUAACAUUGCAGAAUUUGUUAACUAUAACUGCACGUAAUGUAGACUUUACGUAACAAUGAUGUCCUUACUCUAAUGUCUUAAGAUUAACACUUUAGGUACGGUUCCUUUAACGUUACGUAACAUUGCAGAAUUUGUUAACUAGCUGUACGUAACAGAAUUUACGUAACAAUGAUGUCCUUACUCUAAUGUCUUAAGAGUAACACUACGUUUGUUUCUUUAACGUUACGUCCGUAACGUAAACUUCAAUAAUUUCUAAAUUACAAAAAACUUUUGUACAAAUGUACUCAUAUUGGAUAAACUUAUUUUAUAUUUACUUUUCACAAGUUAUGGUAAUGGUGGGGUUAUAAGGGGAAAAACACUGUUUUGUAAUCUUGGACGAUGAAUUUUUUGUCAACCUAGAGAUUAUAUUUUUGAUAUAAACUUACAUAAAGCUAAUAAAGUGGUUUAUGAGAA